AUGAUAAUUCAGUCAGCGGCGCUAAUCUGCUUUGCCGCGGGCGCCGCACUGGUCCAUGGCGGCGUGGUAAUCAAGGCAAUUUUGGUAUCUGUACUCAAUUUCCGGAUUUCAGAUCACUGCGGAUCUUCUGCACACCAAUGUAACCGUCAAGUGGUCCACCAAUUAUGAGCAUCAGGAUGUCGAAUUCUCGAUUUGGUUUGGAGUCCGAACUCCCGAUGUCUUGUUCCUGGGAUUUUCGGACUUCGGAGAGAUGAACAACACCGACGCGCUCGUGUAUUUCGACGGAGAAAAACAUGUCAAAGUAAGCACUAAAUCUCUAGAUCUCCCGCCCUCUAUCAUCUUCUCCAAAUCUUUCCUUGAUGGAAACACUCGGUAGUAAUGCCCAUCCCUAAAAAAGGGAAUCUCUCCGAUCCCUCCUCCAAUUGCCUUGUAAUAAUGUUUCAGGACAGCUAUACGGACCGAAACUUCAAAAUCAUGCCCGAUGUUCAGCAGGACUUCCAGUUGAUUCGAAAGAGGAAGGAUCACAUUGUCGUGAGACGAAAGCUUACCACGUGUGAUUCGAGGGAUUACGCUUUCCAGGUACGGAAUUCGAGGUUGUCAGCCUAUAAUCCAUGAGUGUUUUCUUUCAGGCAGGAACUACACAAUUCUACAUUGCUGGCACUUGGAAUCAUCUCGAUCUUUCCGACAUUCGUGACGAGAGGUGGUUUGUCGUGAGUCUCUCGUAUCCAUUGCCUUCAAAAUGACCCCAUUACCAUUCAGGACAAGAAGUUCGGCAAGGUUGUCGAAGGUCCCACUGACCAACCGAACGCCGAUGAAAGCCAGCAAAACUGGAGAAGGAUGUGCAAGUGGUGGUUGUGAAUAGCAACAGCCCGGAUCCGAUUCCGAACGUCGAGACCACCUAUCAAUGCAUCAUCCGCCGGAUGCCAUUCGACACAAUCAGCAAAACGUACCACGUGGUGAGAAUGGAGCCCUACAUCACCCCGGGAAACGAGCACUUAGUGCAUCACAUGGAAGUGUUCAUCUGCCGUGACGAAGUGGAGGAGUGGAGUGGAAGUUGCAACGACGCAAAGAAGCCGGCGAAGGCGAAGUCGUGCAGUCAUGUGAUUGCUGCGUGGGCAAUGGGAGAGGGUCCGAUUCAAUAUCCGAGAGAAGCCGGACUUCCGAUCGGUGGAAAGGGAAAGAACGAGUAUGUGAUGGUGGAGAUUCAUUACAAUAAUCCGGAACUUCACAAAGGAGUUAUGGACACUUCCGGAUUCCAGUUCUUUGUCACGGGAAUGUUGAGGUGAGUAGAGAAGAGGUGACGCGUGACGUUGAUGGAAUGUGGUAUGCUUUCAGAAGAUACGAUGCCGGAAUCAUGGAGUUGGGAUUAGUUUACUCGGAUGCCAAUUCAGUCCCUCCUAAUCAAAAAGCUUGGGCUAUGAAUGGAUACUGUCCAUCUCAAUGCACUCAAAAUGUAAGUUUGUACUCAAACGAAAAUAUGCGGCGCGUCAAAAACUGUUUUCUAGCUGCCGGAAGAGGGAAUCAACAUCUUCGCGAGUCAACUGCACGCCCACCUGACUGGAAGAAAGCUGUUUACGACACAGUACCGAUCGGGCGUUUCCGUCGGUGACGUCAACCGAGAUGAGCACUACUCGCCCCACUGGCAGCAUUUGCAGCAGCUCCGUCCGUUCGUCCGGGUCAUGCCAGGAGAUACACUCGUCACGACAUGUGUCUAUGACACUAGGAAACGUUCGAAAGUGACGUUUGGUGGUUAUGGAAUCACGGAUGAGAUGUGCGUCAACUACAUUUACUACUAUCCGGCUUCCGAUGUUGAAGUCUGCAAAUCGGCCGUCUCCAACAGCACUUUGAGAGCUUACUUUUCGCAGAGGUACAUACAUUUUCAUCUGUGUUUCUUUCUCUCAGUAAGACGUCCUUUCAGACAUGGCCUCGACGGAAAGACAAUGAGCAUCUCGGAAAUGUACAAUAGCGUCCAAGACUGGGGAAAUGGCGUCGAUGAGGAGUUCUACAACGUCUUGUCCGUCGGAAAUUUAAACAUGAACUGUCUGCGAUCCAACGGAGAAACGUUCAAGUUCAGCAGCAAGGACAAGCGACAAAGCUGGGAAAACAUGGCGAAGCCGCAGUUGUACUCGGGAGCAUUCAUCAGAACUCGCGAUCGUUUCCAGUGCCCGGCGAUCAAUGACAUGAUCAACUUUGAGUAG
Messenger RNA from Caenorhabditis sp. 36 PRJEB53466, 2198 nucleotides. The record is from the annotation of a GenBank genome assembly. Lineage: Eukaryota; Metazoa; Nematoda; Chromadorea; Rhabditida; Rhabditidae.